Molecule: messenger RNA, 1974 nt
Organism: Ostrea edulis (European flat oyster)
Lineage: Eukaryota; Metazoa; Mollusca; Bivalvia; Ostreida; Ostreidae
Product: apoptosis-inducing factor 1, mitochondrial-like
Exons: 17
Coding region: 72-1907 (611 amino acids)
Biological process (GO): apoptotic process; mitochondrial respiratory chain complex assembly
Cellular component (GO): cytoplasm; mitochondrion
Molecular function (GO): protein dimerization activity; FAD binding; NAD(P)H oxidase H2O2-forming activity
Source: RefSeq, a predicted model, not a curated record
GUUACCUACCUUUAUAUUGGAACUCUUCAGUGUAGAAGCGCACAUGAGUACGAAGAGACAAAAAUAUUGAAAUGUACCGGCUAGUUCCGUCAACUAGAUUACUAAGCCGAAGUAUAUCUUCAGUAUCUCGUAAAUUUCAACACAACAGCUGUUCUUCAGAUCAUUUGUGUGUACGAUGCUUGUCAAAUCAAUCUGAAAACAAAAGAAAACAACAUGAUUGGUCAUCAAAAAAUACAACAUACACAGCUGUGGCAGCUACUUCACUGGCUUCACUGUAUAUGUUGAUGAAAUACUUAAGAAAAGAAGAGAACCAGUGGUUUUACAACACAGCUCAGUGUGAAACGAUGCAUGUCAAAGCAGGAGUUGUUCCAGGAACAACCAAAACACCAGUUACAAUGGAAGAAAAUAAACCCACAGAAACCCAAGACAAUAAAGAGGAAGCUACACCUGAACCACCAUUUUAUAAAUACCUCAUAGUGGGAGCUGGGACAUCCUCAGUAGCAGCUUACAGGGCAAUAAAAGCUCGUGAUCCUAAAGCAAAGAUACUUAUCAUUGGAGAUGAACCAGAUAUUCCUUAUGAGCGCCCUCCAUUGUCUAAAGAGCUUUGGUACAUUGACAAAGAUCUAGCUAAAGUAUACAAAUUUGGAAAAGGAAAGAGAGACAUGAUAUUCUAUGAACCAAGACCAUUUUAUCUUGAUCCCAGGGCAUUACUAGAGGCAGAAAAUGGAGGUGUUGGUAUAAUCUCUGGUAAAAAGGUUUUGAAGCUUGACUCUCACAAGAAAAAGGUGUGGCUGAGUGAUGGAUCAGAAAUAUGCUAUGAUAAAUGUCUUCUGGCGACAGGGGGCAGUCCAAAGAACCACCCAGUUAUGGAGAAAGCAGAGAAAGAGGUUCAAGACAGAACUAUUCUCUUCAGAAAUACUUCAGAUUUUUCUCGACUUUAUGAAGCCAUUGAAAACUCCAAGUCAGUAGCCAUUAUUGGUGGUGGUUUUCUGGGAAGUGAGUUGGCAUGUGCUCUAGGAUUUAAAGGGUUAAAAGUGCACCAGAUCAUUCAAGAAAAAGGAAAUCUUGGAACCGUUCUCCCAGAAUACCUCAGUAAACACACCACAGAUAAAGUUCGGGAAAGUGGUGUAAAUGUGAUGACUAGUCAGUCAGUGACAGAAGCACGGUACAAUGACAAUCAGGUGGAACUGACCCUGGAUAAUGGGUCAAAGGUCUCGGUGGAUAAUGUAGUGGUGUCUGUAGGUUUAGAGCCCAAUGUAGAGCUGGCCAAGACGUCUAACUUAGAGGUGGACGAGAAGCACGGAGGGUUCCGCGUGAAUGCAGAACUGGAAGCCAUGUCUGAUGUGUGGGUGGCCGGUGAUGUAUCCUGUUUUUAUGAUAUCAAACUUGGUCGACGACGCAUAGAACAUCAUAAUCAUGCAUGGGUCAGUGGAAAGUUGGCCGGUGAAAAUAUGACUGGGGCAGCAAAAAUGUAUAGGUACCAGUCUGUGUUCUGGUCAGAUCUGGAACCAUAUGUAUCAUUCCAAGCGAUUGGAAUCAUAGACUCCAAUUUAGAAACGUAUGCAGUAUUUGAAAGACCUCCAGAGAAAAAGAAACGGAGAAAGAAGAAAUCAGAGAAGAGCAAUUCAGAGAAAAAUCAAUUAUUGGAUGCCAAACAGUCACAGGGAACAGAACAAUCACAGACCACUAGUUCUAAAGAUAUUGGACCCAUAAUGGGAAAACCGGAAGAGGAGUUUAACAAAGGGGUGAUCUUUUACCUAAGGGGUGGAUCCAUUGUGGGCAUUUUACUGUGGAAUCUUUCAGGGAAAAUAUACAGAGCAAGACAGGUUCUAAGUGAUGGAUGCAGAGAUGAAGAUUUGUAUGAAGUGGCUAAGCUGUUCUUUGCACCAAGGAAACGGGAAAAUUGAGGCUGUGAUAAAUGGGAUUUUAUUGUGAUUAGAGAGAACUAUUGAAAAUAAAACUUUGUUUACAUUU